UGGACGCGACCCGAAGCCAAACAAGACGAGACAAGUACAACCAAGCACCGGAGCCAGGUCCUUGACAGCGCCAGACGCAGGCCGCAGCACUGUCACGGGAGAGAUGGGCUUCACAAAAUCCCAUCGCACUGCAUCCUUGCGCAUCCUGCAAGAAAUUAACAAGGCAAAAGACGAGCAUGGCAAUGACCGUGCAGCCGUCUUUCAUGAACUACCGCCGCGUGCAGAGCUCCCCGACUACUAUCAAGUCAUCCAGAAACCCAUGGCGCUAGACAUGGUACGGGAUAAGCGCAGCAAGUAUCAGUCUUGGCAGGAUUUCAAGCAAGAUGUCUUUCAAAUCUUCCACAAUGCAAAGACCUACAACAGACGCGAUUCGCCCAUCUAUAUCGACGCAGAGGCGCUAGAAGAUGUAGUUGAGGAGGAAAUGAAGAAGCUUGUGGCAGAACAGACGUUGACCUCCGAAGAGGCAGAACGGCCCGAUUUGGGUCCAUUGCCAGGCGGCUCGCAAGGCUCAGACGAUGAUGCAGAGAUGGAAGAGGCAAGUGGCAGUCCUUCAUCUGCAAAGCGGAGAAAAGGUCGGCCGGCCUAUACGGAAACCCCCGAAGAGACCAUCAUGUCCAACAUCAUCAAACGCAUACGCAAAGUCUGUCGGGGUGCAGGCAAACCUUUGGCGCCGCCCUUUGAACGCUUACCAGACAAGGCAGAGUAUCCGGAUUACUAUCAGACCGUCAAAAAUCCCAUGUGUCUGACGCAAGCCAAGGCGAAUAUCAAGAAAAAGGUCUACUCGACAGUUGAUGCGUUUGUUGCGGACCUCGAGCUCAUCUUUCGCAAUGCUCAGCUUUACAAUGAAGAUGGGUCUGCGAUAUAUCAAGCUGCAUCGACACUGUUGAUAGCGCUUAAGGAGAUAACAGCAGCCGAGACGAAGCAGCCAGAGCCACCGAAGCCACCAAAGCCGGAACCGCCGAUCAUUGAAACACCGGCUGUAGUACAGGAAGAGCCAGUGAAGCCAGCGCCCGUCAAGAAUGGUCGGCGAAUGUUGGAGAGCGUUCAGUCAAAUGGCCACACUUAUGCGCUUGGCGACUGGAUCCUCGUGACGAAUCCUAAUGACAAGGACGUCCCGUGUGUGGCGCAGGUUCACCAGUGCUUCCAGGUGGAGGCAGAUCAGUCUUUCGGUUUGCAUGUAUGCUGGUUUUUUCGUCCAGAACAGACGAUUCAUCGUUCUGAUCGGCUAUUCUACGACAAUGAGGUAUUCAAAACCAAUCACUACCGGGAUCAGGCCCUCAACGAUGUUGUUGGACCCUGCCUUGUACGAUACUACACCAAAUAUGUUCGCAGCCGUGCCAAAUUCCCACCAGGUCGUGAGCUACAAGUCUUUGUUUGCGAGUCGCGCUACAAUGUUGAGGAGAAGAAGUUUACCAAAAUCAAGUCCUGGAAGUCUUGUCUCCCUGAAGGUGUGCGGGAUGAGGAAGUCAAGGAAGAGGCAGAACCUUACCCAGCGCCCAUCACGCUGCCUCGCAAACCGUCAUCCUUGCUCUACUUGCUCCCCAAUGACCAGAACCAGCACGUCUACGAUCCAAUGGUACCUCUGCCAGAAGCUUUUGAUCAGCAAAAUCGCAGCGCACCGCCUAAAAUUGGCAAUGUCUAUAUUGGACCGCCAAUUGAAGAACAAGGACCUAUGAUGGUACCGUACACACAAGCUUCCCCAGAACGUGGAUCAGCGCAACAGACGCUAGGACGUCCAACAGCGCCGUUACGACAAAGCUCAAAGACAUCUGGGACACCUGCGCGUGGUUCACCCAUGCCAGGAUCAGCGCAACCGCCGUUGACGUAUGCAUCACCGUAUGUGCAGGCCCAGCCCACUUCACAGCUUGGUAGCUAUACGAGUCCCUAUGCGAGCGCUGGGACAUCCUCAGCGACACCUUCAACGCAACAAACGCAACAACCCGUUGUACAAAGUACUACUAGGAUUGUCAGUGUAGGGAAUCGUGUGCAUCCGACUGCAUUGACAUUGACGAGUCCGCAGGGACCACAGCUGACAUUGGAAGAGCACGUCAAGCGACGAUUCCUGAGGGAUGCAGAUGGUGAGAUUGUGUGGUUCACGGUGCCGCCUGUAGAUCCAGUGGCAAAGGCAUUGCCUGAGGAGGGCGUCUUGGGGCAUUCAUUGGCAUAUGAGCUUUGGCGAUUGAAGCAGCAGGCUCAGCAGUAGUCUUUUGUAGCAAAUAUACAUCCUUCC
Molecule: messenger RNA, 2230 nt
Organism: Protomyces lactucae-debilis
Lineage: Eukaryota; Fungi; Ascomycota; Taphrinomycetes; Taphrinales; Protomycetaceae
Product: Bromodomain-containing protein
Exons: 1
Coding region: 104-2203 (699 amino acids)
Biological process (GO): chromatin remodeling
Cellular component (GO): RSC-type complex
Molecular function (GO): protein binding; chromatin binding
Source: RefSeq, a predicted model, not a curated record